This is a messenger RNA of Megalobrama amblycephala (Wuchang bream), 1491 nucleotides long. RefSeq names its product dCMP deaminase (gene dctd). Gene Ontology annotation, cellular component: cytoplasm. The transcript is spliced from 6 exons. Gene Ontology annotation, biological process: dUMP biosynthetic process; dTMP biosynthetic process. Bases 192 to 788 code for a protein of 198 amino acids. Gene Ontology annotation, molecular function: zinc ion binding; dCMP deaminase activity. The record is from RefSeq and is a predicted model, not a curated record. Lineage: Eukaryota; Metazoa; Chordata; Actinopteri; Cypriniformes; Xenocyprididae.
UGCAGUGUGCAGAAUCGCGUAGAGAUGGCGCUAUUCAACUCUUUGCGCCUCCUCUAAACCCGGAAGAGUGGGCUGGACUUUUUUUUCGCGGGAAGUUCUUCUGCUCUGAAGCUGAAUGUUUUGUGUGAAUUAAGCUAACGUUACAUCAGAGAAUAUCGACAAGAGCAGACUAUACAUUCUCUGAUUAAGACAUGGACGACAAGACAAAUAACGGCACAUCACAGCUCGACGGUGAAGGUCUGACAAAGAAGAGGCAGGACUACCUGGAGUGGCCUGAGUAUUUCAUGGCUGUUGCCUUCUUAUCAGCACAGAGGAGCAAAGAUCCCAGUUCUCAGGUUGGUGCCUGUAUCGUGAAUCAAGAGAACAAGAUAGUGGGUAUUGGCUACAAUGGAAUGCCCAACGGUUGUGACGAUGACCUCCUUCCCUGGUCUCGCAGUGCUGAUAACAAGCUGGACACCAAAUACCCCUAUGUGUGUCAUGCAGAGCUGAACGCCAUCAUGAAUAAAAACUCGGCAGAUGUCAAGGGUUGCACUAUGUAUGUAGCACUCUUCCCCUGCAACGAGUGUGCUAAACUCAUUAUUCAAGCAGGUAUAAAGGAUGUGAUCUAUUUGUCAGACAAAUACCAUGACACUCCAGAAAUGACUGCCUCAAGACGGCUGCUUAACUUGGCGGGCAUCACGUACAAGCAAUUCAAGCCUAAACAAGGAAAGAUUGUUAUUGAUUUUAAUUCAAUCAGCCUCCCCGGAUUGAAAACUUCCAGUGGAUUUGAGGACGUACAGUCAUCAUAGACCAAGGAAUUUGGAGCAUGACACUAAGUAUUCAUAAAACAGACACAUUGUUCAUCUUGCUUAUGUACUGGUAAAGGUCUUUAUGGGUUUGUGAGUGAUUACUAAAUAGAUGUAGUUCACUGUCAUGCACUUUUUGUUUUAAAUCUUUGUUUCUUCAAAUCUUGAAGCUUGCUGCAAUUGAUAAUAGUUAAUGUUUUGAAAUGUGUUACUUUUAUGUACUUUUAUGCAUAAUAUUAACAUUUUUAUCAAUUUAUUUGCAAAACAGCAGCCAGUUAGUGACCUUGGCUGAUGUGCCUAUUUUAAAUUGAUUCAUUUAGAGUUUUGGAUUUAUGAUGAGUGGAUGCCACCUUUAACCAAAUCAAAUGUAUUAUUUACUUUUGUCUUUUAAUCCUGUUUGUAUGCUGUAUGACAAGACUGAUUAGAUGUUGAUGUUAAUUUCACAAAUACAAAAACCGUAAAUUACCCUUCCCUUCAACUAUCAACCACUGAUGACUGUUUUGCUCAUAUUCAUAAGCUUUUGUAUGUACCGUAGCAGAUAAACCUCAUUAUGUCAAACUGCAAUCCACACAUGUUGUGUUGAGUCCACAACUUCAGGUUUUAAUUUUAAAAAAGAGGAGACUUGCAUUUUAAAGGGAGCCGUUUGCAACUGUUGGGUAUCAUUAUACCAGGAUCACGCUCUCAAAAUAAAAACUGAAUAAAAUUA